Mytilus californianus (California mussel) is the source of this 1580-nucleotide messenger RNA. Its product is annotated as arylacetamide deacetylase-like. The record is from RefSeq and is a predicted model, not a curated record. The coding region runs from base 10 to 1104 and encodes 364 amino acids. Gene Ontology annotation, molecular function: hydrolase activity. Lineage: Eukaryota; Metazoa; Mollusca; Bivalvia; Mytilida; Mytilidae. The transcript has 4 exons.
UUAUGCCUUAUGCUGAAUAUAAACCCAGCCUCCCAACCAAUCAAAUUCAUCGUCAACAAUGGCUUUGGGUUUGUUAUGAAUGGUGUUUACAGCCAGAAUCCGGAAGUUCAGGUGACAAAUACCAGAAUAGCCAAUGUCCCAGUUAAAAUAAUACAGCCCAUAAAAGAGACAAGAUCAUUACCGGCUAUGAUUUAUAUUCACGGAGGAGGAUGGACAUGGUUUUCUACAGAUACAUACAGCUCUUACUUAGAAAACUUGUCUGACAGAACGAGGAUGAUUGUAAUAGCAAUUGAGUACAGGAAGGCACCAGAAUAUCCGUUUCCAGCAGGAUAUACUGAUUGUAUAGAUGUCAUGUGGCAAGUUUUGGCGGCAAAGAGUGGUGUUAAUGUAAAUACAAAUAAAGUUGUAAUUGCUGGCGAUGGAUCAGGCGGAGGUAUUGCAGCUGCAGUAGCGAGACAUUUCCCUAAAAAAAUCAUGAUUCAGAUAUUGAUAAAUCCAGUUUUACAAAUGCUAGAUUUUCAAACACCGUCAUACCAAGACAAUGUUGACAUUAUUCCUGGUAUUACGUCACCAGAAAGAGAGGCACUACAUUGGUUACUCUAUGUUGGACAGCCAAUAGCUUUUGCAUCCAAAAUAACUGAAAAUAAACAUUUAUUUCCAGCAACUGUACAAUCUCAUUUUAGUCUAGUUGACAGUGCAAAACAUCUGCCUACAUAUUUGAAAAUCACUAAUAGGACUACAACAAUUCCAAGGGAACACGAUUUUGUUGUCGCUAUGCAACUUCAAACUUACAUCACAAACGAGACUCUAUCGCCCAUGAUGCACAAGAAUCUGCAAGAUAUCCCAAAAGCCUAUGUAAUCACGUCUCAAUACGAUGUUUUACGAGACGAGGCAGUAAUGUAUACUAAUAGGAUUCACGAAGAUGGAACCAAAGUAAAGCUUAAACACUACAAAAAUGCUUUUCAUGGAUUCUUCCUGUUUUCACAUGAAUCGGGAAUAUUUCAUUUAGAGGAAGCUAAGGCAGCUUUGCAAGAAUUGGUUGAAUUUUUGCGUUAUCAGGUACAUGGACUUUCAAAACCUCUAAGAGAAGCUUACACAGUUUGAAACGUUCAUAAAUAAACAAUAAGUUGCUGUCGUGGAUAUGUGUCAAGAUCCACUGCAGAAGCAACAAAGGGAUAAUAUAUGGAACUUGUAUUUCCGAGAAUUCAGGUGCUUUUGUUACAAUCUUGUAUAGGGAAUACCGGACAUUAGUUAAAAUCCACAAAAAAUAAGAAUUUCUACAUGUUUACCUUAUCUUUAACAACACGUUACAGAAAAUCAUCAUUUAUACAUGUAUAUAUAAUGUAGACAAUCAACCUUAAAGAAUUUUGAACUCUAUUAUUAUUGAAAAACCUUCCAUCAUUAAAAACUCAUUUGAAGUUAAAAUUACCAAAAAAAAUCUAAUACCAAGAGAUCUUUAAGAGUCUAAAUCGCUCUCCUGACAAAAUAAGCAAUCAUGAUAUUUAUUUUCACGUUAUAUUAUUGCAAUGAGUUUUUUCGUCCAAUAAACAGUUUACUAACAAUUUCAGUAAUGUAAGUAA